GCUGAAUCUAAGAAUGGAGAAAGCAGCAGAGAGGGAUGAAGAUACAGUACAAAGGUUAGAGCUAAAUAUAGAUGAAUUGAAGUACCCCACUGUACAUAGCAUUUACUGACAUUUAUACAGCAGUGAACCACUGACAUUUUAAGAGCAUUACUUUGCACUCAUCUUUUGAAAAAGAGCACUAAAAUGUGUUGCCGAGAUGUUCAACGGUUAAUCACAUUCACAUUACCUGUUGUGAACAUUAACAUGUAAUUUUUCAUUGUCAAUUCACAUUUGUCAUUUCGUUUUUUGAGCAACAAUUGUUUAUUAACUAACGACAAUACAAUUACAGAGCAUUUUCAAACAGAACUGUGUAAUUGCAACAUGACACCCGCCAACACGAAUGUACAGAAGGCGACAACAUUUCUUUUUCUGUUCUGAGGGGGUGGGGAGUGAGUGGGCCAUGUGAAAGGUGCAAGAAACUCUCUGUUAGAGCAGUUGUGCUGCUAGAGAAAUGAAAGAGACUCACGGAUUUAAAGAACAUGGGAAUCAGGAAUGAACAGGAUUUUCUUUCUCUUGGAUGCAAGGAGUAAACGGAAGUUGUUGGCUGCAAGCACAUAAAGGGGGAGUGCUCACAGAUUUCCGGAAAGAUACAGAUCAGAGGAGAGAUAGGCUGUGAAAAUCUCCUGAAGGUUAGAGGACACCGAGUGUAAGAAGAGGAAACUUCUAAAGUAGCACAUGCCAUUUUAUACCUCGAUUAAAUGCAUCAAUAUAUGUGACUGUAACUACAGAAGCAUAUCUAAUACAUGCAUUGCUAAAAAAGUCAUUCCUGUGAAUGAGAACAUUCUAUUGCAAACUGUCAGUCGGAAAAGACAUUUGAAUUUAUCGUUGGACAUGCUUACUGUUUAAUAACUGUGUAUUUUUUUACAUGUUACAAUAGUGGGAUUUUUGCAACUCUGAUACAUUGCAGCUGUCACUGAGGAAGUUUUUGUAGGAUUUCUGAGAGAAACUCUAACAACAACCAAACCAUAUUAACUGUAAUUUGCUGGUGUGGUUAAGGAAAAUACAAAUGUUUCUAAACUCUAUCCUUGUGGUCAUUACUGACCUGGCAGCUGGACUUCUUGGCAACUCAUCAUUUCGACGUCAUUUUCAUUUGUUGCUGUCAGCAUUGCUUUUGUUUGGUCCUUUCCUGAAUCUAUGGGUUUCCCAUUAUAGUGUGUUUGCAAAGAGGACUCACUUUCUCUACAGGGUUUUCCUGCGCUCAGGCUGGGGCUGGACCUGCAUCUUUGUUGGCUCUUUUGUCUUCGUCCUCUCUUUCUCAGUUCGUCGCUCACUCACACUUUCUCUGCGACACCUUUCUCGGCUAGCUGUGGCAGGUGGAUUGUGGCUGGGCUUCCGCAAACUGCUUUAUCUGUUGGAGAAUGCCACCGGGAGUUGUUACGAGCCCCUCAGCUCCACUAUUGAGCUGGCUUCAGGGACCAAUGGAGAUGGCCAACCUUUACUGCUUUUACGGGAAGGUGAAACAAAGGAGGCCUGUGUCCGCUCUGGCAUGUUGUGGCGUGGCUAUGAAGUAUCUGAAGAUGCCCUCCUGCUGUGUUUGUGCUGCCUGCUUCUAGCUGAAGAGACUGCAGUAUUUGGGCCCUACCUUAACCUGGGUGGACCCUCUGAAGCCCCGCUGCGCAUCCUCUUCCUGUUCUGUGUCCUGCUGUUGAGUCUCUGGGUGUUCCUGCUGCUCUGUCUGCUGGCUUACUUCCCACAAUUUCCUACUCAGCUUCUGGGAGGCGCUCUGGGUUGUUUGAGCUGGAGAGCAUUGUAUCAGGGCUGGUACCGACUUGGACCUAGUUGGUACUGCCCCGGGAGGCCAGGGGUGGGACUUUUGUCUACACAGAGGAAACAGGAUGAGACAUCUGAGCCACUGUGUGAAACUAAUGCUAAAGAGAUCAACUAGAGAAGGCUUGAAGAAUUAAAGCUUGGCUGAAUUAUAUGUAGUUCUGUAUUAAAUCAGUGAAACCUACAGGAUAUACAGCCAAAUCUCGUCAAUACAAAAUGAAUGUAUAUUUGAUAAAUUAUAUAUUAAAGUUGCUGGUAUUCAUAUAUUUCAUUCAAACAUAUGCUUACUAAAUUCUCACUCUAUUAAUAACAGCUUUUCAACAUCAUAGGUGGGGGUGGAGAGAAGGUGCAGGGAUAGUUCAGUUCAAAAUAAAAAUGUAUCAUUUACUCAUCCA
Messenger RNA from Ctenopharyngodon idella (grass carp), 2201 nucleotides. RefSeq names its product fat storage inducing transmembrane protein 1, like (gene fitm1l). Gene Ontology annotation, biological process: lipid storage; lipid droplet organization; phospholipid biosynthetic process. Bases 1046 to 1924 code for a protein of 292 amino acids. Gene Ontology annotation, cellular component: endoplasmic reticulum membrane. The record is from RefSeq and is a predicted model, not a curated record. The transcript has 2 exons. NCBI's taxonomy places the organism in Eukaryota, Metazoa, Chordata, Actinopteri, Cypriniformes, Xenocyprididae.